AAUCAAUUAUUAUGAAUAUUUUUGCAUUAACGAUUGGGUUAUUAUUAUUCGUUCAAUUAUCAGAAUGUACAUUGUCACCACCCAAAGAUAAAAUUAGUAAAAAAAGCAAAGGAAAAAUUGAAAAUAAGAAAGGUCCUGUGGGUCAGGAUGUUUUUAUGAGGAAUUUAGUGGUGAAAAACCUCAAAAUACAGGAUAUUAUUCGAGAGUCUGGAUUCUAUUUUUCUAACACAACCAAUCGAAAAUUUACUGGAGAUGUUUUGGGAUAUAUCACACCGUGGAAUAACAAUGGAUUUGAAGUUUCCAAAAUAUUCCAUGGAAAAUUCACAAUGCUUUCGCCAGUAUGGUUAGCAUUUCCUGAAGGCAAUGCAUCGACAUAUAAGCUGUCAACUCAUGAUGUUCAGAAAAAAUGGCUGAAGGAAAUCAGAACAGCAAAUAAUGAGGGUCAUUCUGUAAAAGUCUUAACAAGAGUGUUGUUUGAACACUGGUCAAUUAAUGAUAUUAUUAAAUUGUACAGUGACACGCACAGACUAACUGCUGUAAUUUCAGCACUCAUAGAUACUGCAAAGAACUUCCAUUUUGAUGGAUAUGUUUUGGAAAUAUGGAAUCAGUUUGUCCUAGCAGGUGUGGAUACACAGAUUGUUAUAUCACUGAUUCAAUCUAUUGCUCAACAGUUAAAGAAAAAUAAUUUAGAUACAAUUCUGGCAGUGCCACCAUCAAGGGGUGUAAAUGUUCAGUUAUUUAAUCAAGAGAAUUUCAAUGAGCUAUCACCAUAUUUAAAAGCAUUCUCUUUAAUGACAUAUGACUAUUCAAGCAUUCAACGUCCUGGACCUAAUAGUCCCAUUGAUUGGAUGAGGGAAUGUGUAGAAUUACUAGUACCUGAAGAGGGUCCUAAAAGGGCUCAAAUAUUAUUAGGUCUUAAUUUCUAUGGAUACAAUUAUACCCCUGAAGGUGGAGGUGCUAUCUUAGGUUCAGAUUAUCUAAAAAUUCUGGAGUCCUACAAAGGGAAAAUUCAGUGGGAUGAUAACAGCAAAGAACACUUUUUUGAAGUGAAAUCAUCAGGGAGCAGUGGAAUUAUCUUUUAUCCCACGUUAUAUUCUAUUUUACACCGACUGGAUCUCGCAGCGGAAUUAGGUACAGGUAUAUCUAUUUGGGAGCUCGGUCAGGGAUUACAUUAUUUUUACGAUUUAUUGUAA
Messenger RNA from Habropoda laboriosa, 1193 nucleotides. Its product is annotated as chitinase domain-containing protein 1. Lineage: Eukaryota; Metazoa; Arthropoda; Insecta; Hymenoptera; Apidae. Gene Ontology annotation, molecular function: oligosaccharide binding; chitin binding. Gene Ontology annotation, cellular component: extracellular region. The record is from RefSeq and is a predicted model, not a curated record. The coding region runs from base 12 to 1193 and encodes 393 amino acids. Gene Ontology annotation, biological process: carbohydrate metabolic process. The transcript has 7 exons.